Molecule: messenger RNA, 572 nt
Organism: Drosophila kikkawai
Lineage: Eukaryota; Metazoa; Arthropoda; Insecta; Diptera; Drosophilidae
Product: vacuolar ATPase assembly integral membrane protein VMA21 homolog
Biological process (GO): vacuolar proton-transporting V-type ATPase complex assembly
Cellular component (GO): endoplasmic reticulum membrane
Source: RefSeq, a predicted model, not a curated record
AUGUCGAAUAAGACGAAGAAAACCGGAGGCGGCAACGGAGGCAAUGGAGCCGCCACAAAACAAACCCGCCAGCAGUCACAGGGCUCGCAGGACUACAGCUCCUUCAAGACCGUGCUCUUCUACUGCAUGCUCAUCGUGUUCCUGCCCGUGCUGACUUUCUUUGUCCUCAAGGGAUUUGUUCUCGACCAAUUCUUCAAUAUCUCCGAAGUCAAAGUGAACAUAGCAGCUGCCGUGGGUGCUGUCGUAUCGCUGCACAUCGCCCUGGGACUGUAUAUCUACCGGGCAUACUUCGGAACAUCCGGCUCCAAGGCUGUCAAGGCGGACUAAUCCUCAUCUACCGGACUGUUUGUUUUCCCAUUUCCAUUAAUUAUAAGUCGGAAAAGCACUCUUGUACAUACAUAGUACAAAUAAUUGCGGUUGUUUACAUGUCAGCGAGGGAGGAGAAAGUCGUCGCGCCUGUGUAACCAUUUGUAAUCGUUUUCCAUUGCAUAAGUUUCGAUAACAUCGUGUGGAAAACGUGUGUUGUCUAGUGUUUUGUGUGCUUAGUUUAUAUUAAAAAAAAAAAGAAAAGA